Molecule: messenger RNA, 5762 nt
Organism: Aspergillus calidoustus
Lineage: Eukaryota; Fungi; Ascomycota; Eurotiomycetes; Eurotiales; Aspergillaceae
Source: the annotation of a GenBank genome assembly
GCUCCAAGUUCCUUCUGAUCCUUUCGCCUCGUGCUGUCCAACUGAGGGUUGCCUCUCCUUCCCCGCAUUUCCUCUCGCUCUCAGUCGGCCUGCAGCAAAACGGGUCUAGGGCUGCUGAUGGCACCCUUACGCAAACGCGACAAUAUAUCACAGUACUAUUGCUGGGGAUGCGCCGGUGCUGCCGGCAGUGUGCUAGCACUUCUUACCCAGUUACCAGGAGCAGCUGGAUGCCUGCGUGCCGCUUGUCCGGCCCUUCUGACCGCUGCCUAGCUUGACCUGCAGCGCUUGCUCCUCGUCUCUGCUGGCCCUGGCUUUAAAUUAUUUGUAUCAGAAUAGGGCCAAGAAUUACGAGGAUUGGCUUAGGCUCGAAGGUCGCCUCUAUGAUUUGACCGCAUUUCCACCUGCACUGUGAAAAGGAUCAAAAAGCCGCGUCCUCACGGAUGAGCCAUAGUCCAAUGGACAUUUUGGAAUGUACCAAAGCUUGUUAAAACUACACCUUGGAGAGUUGAGCUGGUAGGCGUCACGAGCGAUCAUCUCAUGUAUCGUCCUUCUUCCCCUCCCAUGUGCCUGCUUCAGGAAAGCAGGUCUAGUGCAUGGGCAAUUCUGGGGGUGGCAAAUGGAACCUCUAUCCAGCCUAUCGCCCCCCAUGCUGCCAGUGUCAUCUCCUCUCUGGAGUCUGGAGAAAUUGCAAGGGCGUCAAAGCAAAUGGAUUGUCCCCGGUUCUGCACCUAGGCGUGCGCAACUGCAUCGGCGUGAGAUUAGCCCUGCAGUAGUAUAUUCACACUGCAUUUUCCACACACGGACAGGGUGGAAGUAGCUAGGGGUUUAGAUUUGGGUCCCAGCGGCGUUUCGCUCUUGGUUUCAUUAGAAUAGCCGAGAUGAGAUCUCAUGUACGUUUAACUCAAGCCAGGAAGACUAUUUCCAAUAUGGUUGAUUGCUGGAGAAGUUCAACAGGCGCUGGCAACUUGCGGAUCCAGGGGAGUGAGGUCUUUGAAUACCUGUUUUGAUAUACGUAGUAUGAAGAAAUGCAGUAGAUCAGGGAUUUGAUGCAUUUACCAUCCAUCCCUGACCGGCAGUUGUCGAUGGCCAACGCGUCGAUUGUAAGCGGCAAAAUGGUCCGAGAGGCACUCUUAGCCUAAUCGUGAAGUAUCGCCACAGCCUUCACCGAGAGGUAUUCUAGGAUACCUUGUUAGUCUGAAUUUAACCUCUGGGGUUUACGCACUCAGGCAAAACUCUGGGGUUCAGCCAAUCGCGGUCAAAAUCAGUCAAUAAACCUUGCACCCUUGCAAAGGAGACUCCAAUGGCUGAUGCUCGCGUCAAGGCUCUUUACUAUCACAGGUCUGCGAAGGCGUAGUUUAGGCUGUCUGUCCUCCGGAUGAGGCAUUUGAUGGUUGUUUAGCGCAUCCUCGCUGCAGUCACCCGCAAAAGGUUCAAGGCCGCCGCCAAAAUCUGGUAACCGAUUUGCGGGAUUGGGCCUUAUGGAUGGAACACCCCUGUCGGAAAAUUCGGUGGCUUCAAUGAAUCGGGACGUUCCGAGAGCAGUCAAUGCUACUCUGGAGGAGUGUUUUGCUCAAUUUUUGCCAGAGCGAGGCGGAACCAGUUGCUUCGUUUUGAUGGUCUGACCAGGCUUUCGUGUCCUUUGAUAGAGUUGAAGUUGAGUUCCAACUGCUGGGAUCAUGUUCCGCACGGGCCGAGGAAUGGAUUGUGGAUGUUUGUCUGCUUAAUCGAACGUGAAGGGAAAGGGAAGUGACAAUCGUCCCAUGAUUGUCUGACGAGAGUCGGCGAAGCCGUGAUGAAGGAUAAUGGCCCACAACCUCUUUUCGUUUCGCACGCGCUGAGUGGUCCGGGGCUCCAGGGGGACUCCGUGUGUUCUUGUCAUUUGGGGGUUAGACUGUCAGACCAUCUGGAGUCUAGUGCCUCCCAAAUUUCUCGAUCGUUUAAGCGACGAGGGGAAAAGCUGAUCGCUUUGACCCCAAAGAGGCGUCGUCGAAUCACUGCCACGAGAAGAACCUUAACGUGCUGAAGUCUUUCCAGGCUCCUCAACCCAGCAUCCCUGCCCUUUCAUGGGUGGAUAAUAGUUUCCCCAGCUCAGCACAUUGCGGCUUAAGAUGAGCCGGGGGCGGCUACCAAGGACAAAAUGCAAGCUGUCAUGGGUUUACACCGGAGUACAACUGUACAAGGAUAUUGUGAAGGGACUGAAAUCCUAAGAAGGUGGGCGAGGAGGCAAGAGUGGGACAACGAAAGAGGUUUCGGGUAUGAGUCAGGAUUGAGACAUCCCCGGAAGCUGACCGGAAAAGACUGUCAAGUGAUUUUUUUCUCACGCUUUUCCGACGAGCACCAUGUGAACCAGGGAAUCUUGAUGGGGAUGGACUCUGAUCGAGAGAUUCAAAUCUGGCUCCGUGGCCUCCGCUCAAAUACGACCCUGUUUGACCACAAGGUCUUUUGGAGGAAAGGGUUUGCCUUAUGAUUGUGAAGCUCUGCUGAGCGCGAGAGAGCUUGACGGAGAAACCACCGUUCCCAAACAGUCCUCCACGCGGGGAAAAGGUGGGCCAGCCCCGAGGCCACCGAGACUGACAGCUUGCGCUCCGCCCUAGGCACGUAGGCACCUUCCGACAUUGUUCCAUUGUCUUCGGCCAAAUGCCGUGACUCGAAACCCUGUCUGCAGCAGCAUGAACCGAGACGCGGUAGCUAGCCUGCAAAGCCAGCCAUCCUCUUGGGAGUUGAAGCCAGGCAGGUGGAAACGUGAAGAAUCGGACGAUGAGUGAGGUCUGUCUAACCUGAGUUGGCACGGAACUCCCGAUCUCGAAGCGGCUUAGCGUUCAGGCCAGGCACGGGCAAUUCUCCGUGUACCUGGAUAUUCCAGAAGACUGCCAGAUCGAAUGAGGGGAAGCCUUGACUUGCUCCGAAUGACUUGCUCUAAAUGGCUGAGCUUCCCAAUGGUUGAACGGUGGCCGCUGGCCGAUAAAACGACCUAACUCCCUUGUGCCGUCAUCUUCUCUUGCGACCAUACUUGUGCUCAAUUGGGUCGCUGUUUAUCGCAAACUAUCGCAGAUAUGACCACAUUCGCGCAGCACAGUCUUUCCUCCGGAUGGAGCUUCAAGGACAGUGAUGACCAGUCUUCUGAAGCUUGGUUGCCGGUUCCUGUUGUUCCCUCCGUAGUCCAGCAAGAUUUGCAGGCGAACGGCAAGUUGGAAGAUCCGUUUAUUGGAUUCAACGAGUUGAGCGCGAGAUGGGUCAAUGAGAAGUCAUGGACAUACCGGAAUGUCUUCCAGAAACCGGAAGUCCCUGCUGGCUCAUCCGUCUUCUUGGUCUUUGAUGGGCUGGAUACAUUCGCCAGGGUGAAGCUCGACGACCAGACAAUUCUCGAGAGCGAUAACAUGUUUCUCGCCCACCGCGUUGACGUUACGAAAUUCCUAGAGGCUGAGGGUGAGCACACAAUUGAGAUUGAUUUCGACUGUGCCCUACUUCGAGCUCGUGAACUUCGAAAGCAGCAUCCAGAGCACAAGUGGGUCGGCUUCAACGGUGAUCCUGCAAGAAUGAGCGUCAGAAAGGCCCAGUACCAUUGGGGUUGGGACUGGGGCCCGGUCUUGAUGACCGCGGGUAUCUGGAAAGAGGUGCGCCUUGAAGUAUACUCUGCUCGGGUCUCGGAUCUGUGGACGGAGGUGGACCUGGCUGCGGAUCAUGCCACUGCCCAAGUUUCUGCUUUCGCAGAGCUGGAAACCAGUGGCGACGCUUCAUACCAGGCCACUUUUACGCUGAGCCUUGGUGGGCAAGAGGUUGCGAAACAAUCAUCUACACCGGAGAACAAUGUCGCCAAGGUCAGCUUCGAUGUGUCGAACCCUUCCCUCUGGUGGCCAAAUGGCUACGGUGACCAAACCCUAUACGAGAUCUCCGUGUCAUUAGAGAAGGAAGGAACCCAAGUUCAACAAGUAUCCAAGAAGUUUGGCAUUCGAACUGCGGAGGUGAUCCAACAACCAGAUAAGCACGGCAAGUCUUUCUUCUUCCGCAUCAACGGCGUUGAUAUCUUCUGCGGUGGUGCCUGCUGGAUUCCCGCCGACAGCCUUCUCACAAACAUCACCCCGGAUCGCUACCGGAAAUGGAUCGAGUUGAUGGCUGUUGGUCAUCAGGUGAUGAUUCGCGUCUGGGGCGGUGGUAUUUACGAAGACGAGAGCUUCUACCAGGCUUGCGAUGAGGUUGGAAUCUUGGUGUGGCAGGAUUUCAUGUUUGGCUGCGGAAACUAUCCCACUUGGCCCGAAAUCCUCGAGUCAGUCGAGAAGGAGGCUACAUACAACGUGCGCCGAUUGCGCCACCAUCCGUCUAUCGUCAUCUGGGUCGGCAACAAUGAAGACUACCAAGUGCAGGAGCAGUCGGGUCUCACCUACAACUUCGAAGACAAGGAUCCCCAGAGCUGGCUCAAAACGGACUUCCCGGCGCGUUAUAUCUACGAGCAUAUCUUGCCAGAGGUGGUGAAGAAGACCAGUCCGUCUACGUACUACCACCCUGGAAGUCCUUGGGGUGAUGGAAAGAUCACAUCUGAUCCUACUGUUGGCGACAUGCACCAGUGGAAUGUCUGGCACGGAACGCAGGAGAAGUAUCAGAUCUUUGAUACUCUCGGAGGCCGCUUUAACAGUGAAUUCGGAAUGGAGGCUUUCCCGCACAUGGCGACAAUUGACCACUUCGUUGAGAACGAAGCCGACAAAUACCCCCAAUCUCACGUCCUCGACUUCCACAACAAGGCGGAUGGCCACGAGCGAAGGAUUGCUACAUACCUAGUUGAGAACCUGCGGACAGCGACAGACUUGGAGACCUACGUCUACCUCACCCAAGUUGUCCAAGCAGAAACAAUGAUGUUCGGAUACCGCGGAUGGCGCCGCCAGUGGGGUGAUGAGCGUCAUUGCGGAGGUGCUCUGCUCUGGCAACUGAAUGACUGCUGGCCCACCAUCUCCUGGGCCAUCGUGGACUAUUUCCUGCGCCCCAAGCCUGCAUUCUACGCAGUUCGCCGUGUCCUGAACCCAGUCGCCAUUGGCGUGCGCCGAGAACACCAUGACUGGAGUGUAUGCCACGCACAGCCGCCAAAGACCAGCAAGUACGAGCUUUGGGUUUCGAGCAGCCUGCUGAAGGAGCUUGUGGGAAAGGUGGAGUUGCGAUUCAUCUCCAUCAAGACCGGUCUUGAGAUUCACGAUGCCAUUGUGCAUGAGGACGUGAAGAUCGUUCCGAACGGCACUACCAACAUCCUGGAAGGCGUCAUUGACCAUGCCGUUGAUGAACCACAUGUUCUCGCUGCCCGAGUGUGGGUUGAUGGCGAGCUGCUGGCACGAGACGUUGACUGGCCACAACCGUUCAAGUACCUUGAUCUCUCUGAUCGUGGUCUCGAAGUGACCAGGAUUUCCAAGACGGAGAAGGAGCAGAAACUUGAAUUAAGCACCAGGAAGCCGGUGAAGUGCUUGGUCUUCGAGGAACGAGACGGUGUCCGUGUCAGUGACAGCGCCAUUGACCUUGUACCCGGUGACGAUCAAAUCGUUACCAUUACAGGUUUGAAGCCUGGCGAUGCGCAGCUGAAGUACAAAUUCCUUGGACAGUAGUUCGAUGUUCUGGAGUUUGUUGGUUAUGACCGUCAGAUAUAUGCAUCUCAAUGAAAAAUAUCCCACACUCGUGCCAGAGCCCGAUAGAGAUUUUUUUCUUUUUUCUAUAAGGAGAGUCAUAGCGUAAACCCCAUAGAUAGGAUAGAUCUUGUCUGCGGGGUGAUACAGUUGAACUUGGGC